GAAGUUUCUCCACGACCAUAAAGAGGGCUGACUUUUCUGCUGAGUGGGCACUUCGCACCCUAUAUACCCUGUUUAUUCUUUACUGUAUGGGACUUGGCAGCGUCUCCCCCCCUUUCUUCUCCUUCUUCGCCUUCCUCGUCACGUUAUAGGGUGUGAAGAUCACAAGCAGCCAACAUGUCUGAGGGAAAGAAAAUGACGUCCAGCCGCAGGCAUCACCUGAAGAGUCUGAUGCUGCAGAUCGCGGCCACCUGGAUCGAGCAGGAGAAGAAAGACAUCGAGGCGAUGAAGGAGGCCUACAUGGCAGAGAACUGUCCCAGCCCUGACCUCAACCAAGACCAGGCAACCCUCAUGGAACUGUGCAAAAAGCUCCACCAGGCCAUCGACAAGAUUGAUGACGUGAGGUACGAUGCCGAGGCCAAAGUUCAGAAGGCCGACAAGGAGAUCGAGGAGCUGAGGCUGAAGGUGGUGGAGCUGGCUGGAGUGAAGAAACCCGCCCUGAAGAAGGUGCGUAUGUCUGCUGACGCCAUGCUGCAGGCUCUGCUGGGAGGAAAACACAAGGUGACCAUGGACCUGAGGGCCAACCUGAAGCAAGUCAAGAAGGAGGUCAAAGAGGAGUCAACAGAGGCAGUCGACUGGCGUAAAAACAUUGAGGAUAAAGCCGACAGGAAGAAGAUGUUCGAGACUUCCUAAAUCCCUCCUGGACUGGAGAGGACGACGGCAGGGGAGACAUUACUGUCCGAGGUCUGAGACUGAAUGUAUGUGCGCCAGAGUCCUAGCAGGACACACAGGGACAAGAGUUUUUUUUUUUUUUUGUGAUACAGUCACUCCGAGAGAGACUGAACUGAACCAAAGUAACAGUUACAAGAUCUGACAGAAACACAUCAGUUCGAAAUGUACAAGUUUUCACUGAGUCAUCAGAAAUAAAUGUUUUGAAAUAAGA
Molecule: messenger RNA, 940 nt
Organism: Paralichthys olivaceus (Japanese flounder)
Lineage: Eukaryota; Metazoa; Chordata; Actinopteri; Pleuronectiformes; Paralichthyidae
Product: troponin I, fast skeletal muscle-like
Biological process (GO): cardiac muscle contraction; skeletal muscle contraction
Cellular component (GO): troponin complex
Source: RefSeq, a predicted model, not a curated record